Messenger RNA from Cladophialophora carrionii CBS 160.54, 1827 nucleotides. RefSeq lists its product as uncharacterized. The transcript is spliced from 2 exons. Gene Ontology annotation, molecular function: ferric-chelate reductase activity. Gene Ontology annotation, biological process: intracellular iron ion homeostasis; copper ion import; iron ion transport. Gene Ontology annotation, cellular component: plasma membrane. Bases 1 to 1827 code for a protein of 608 amino acids. Lineage: Eukaryota; Fungi; Ascomycota; Eurotiomycetes; Chaetothyriales; Herpotrichiellaceae. The record is from RefSeq and is a predicted model, not a curated record.
AUGGCCUACUCGAUGACAGUCAAGCUCACGCCCGAGCAGCUCGACGAACGGCGUCGUCAACUCGACCGUGCCGGAUUCCAUGCCUGGCUCAGUCCGAUCGUCAUCUUGCUGGGGGUAUACAUCUACCGACGCUGGCUCGCGGGCUCCAUCCCAAAGCUUCUUUGUCCACUACCAGCUCGAGGCCCGGCGCGCGGACUGCGUCUCUGCCUCCGCCGCGUCGCCUGGAUUCUCUCAACCACCUACGUGUACGAGUACGGUCCGCUUUACGUUCCCCUUGUCGGCCUGCUCUACACGCUCUGGCUCGUGUACCUCGCCUCCCGUGGCACGGGAGAGGAUUACAUGCACAUUACGAAAUCGUUGGGCCACGUCGCGGCAAGUCAACUGCCACUUCACUACCUCCUGAGCGUGAAACAGACGCGAUACAGCCCGGUGACGUGGGCCACGGGCAUGACGCACGAGCGCCUCAACGCCGUGCACCGCCUGUUCGGCCGCAUCGUCCACCUCUUCCUGGCCGCGCACGCGGUCCUGUACCUGCGGUUCUUCGUCACGAUGGGGUUCCUGGAGAGGAGGAUCAAAGACCGAGACGUCCGCCUGGGCGUGCUGGCAUUCUGGAGUUUUAAUCUUCUGGGGAUCCUGAGUCUCCCCGUCGUGAGGAGACGCGUGUAUCUCGCCGUGUUUUAUCGGUCGCAUGUCCUCCUCUCGGCGGUCGUGCUUGCCGUGCUGUGGUUCCAUGUGCCGUACACGCGCUGGUUCGUCGGGCAGGCUGGCGCGAUUUAUCUCCUCGGGGCAUUCCUGAGGGUCCGUGGCGCGAGGAAGAUCGACGCGAUGAAAUGUCGUGCUAUUGCUAUAGGUACACGUGGGACUGGAACUGGAACUGGCACUUCCAAGGAGUUGUUGAUUCAAGUCAAUUUCCGCGUCGCGGCGGGAGAUCCGUUGGCCGUCGCAAUGCCAGGACAGCAUGUCUAUCUUGUCCGGAAUGGCGUGGCUGGACCCAAGACCCCCGCGACGAUUGCGAAUGUGCAGAGGGGAACGUCGUCGUUGUCGAAAUCCAACGUCGAGAUCAUGCUGGUGCUCAGAGAUAUGGGCGGGCCGGGGACGUCGUAUCUCGCUGCUUUGUGUUCGCAAUCUGCAAGGAAAGGUCUAGUGGCGGAGGACGUACGCGUCGAGGGUCCUUACGGCGAGGCGAGCGAGUAUAUGCCCGCAUUUCUUGGUUCGGGUUCCAGUUCGGACUCCAAGUCGAGGUCCUCUCGGAAUGGGCCCAUUCUCCUCGUCGCCGGCGGAAUCGGCGUCACGUACACGCUCCCGAUCUAUCUGUCCCUGCUGGCCUGUCCGUCCAACCAACGCAGAAAGAUCAAAUUCAUUUACCUCACCAAGACGCUGAGGGAGGCGCAGUGGGUUGUUGACCUUCUCUUGGGCGCUCUCAACGCAGGGGUGGCCGACGCUCUUGACGUGGAGAUCUACGCCACGAGGUCAGUUCCUGAUCCCAUCGAAGGGGGCGGCCUCGAUGCUGCAGCGCUGAGGAGUCCUUUCCUGCGCGCCAAGGGGGUUAAGGUGGAGGAUCUGCGACGGAGGCCCGAUCUGCGAGAGAGUGUAGACGAGGUGUUCACGGCCACGCCGGACAAGGACACUAUGGCGGCGCUUGACCUUUGGUCCACGAAGGCAAUGGACGGAGGUCGAGACGUCAGUUUCGACUCCAGUGUCAGCGUCUUUGUCUGUGGCCCUUCAGGGUUGUCCAGACAUGUUAGAGGACUUGUCGGCCGUUGGGUCUGGCGGGAUGGCCGAAGCGUGAACUGGUAUGAAGAGGUCUUUGCGUUCGGUGGGAGUUGA